Orbicella faveolata is the source of this 2212-nucleotide messenger RNA. RefSeq names its product ras-related protein Rab-13-like. Gene Ontology annotation, molecular function: GTPase activity; GTP binding. The record is from RefSeq and is a predicted model, not a curated record. Lineage: Eukaryota; Metazoa; Cnidaria; Anthozoa; Scleractinia; Merulinidae.
UCCGAAGGAAGCUGUUUAUAUCAUGAAUUUUUCAUUCGAAGUUGCCUAGCGUACCGCAAGCUUGUUAAGGGCUUUGUGUUACCUUAAACGGUUGACUGCCUGUAUAAUUGAAUAAGGGAAAUAUGGCGAAGAGUUACGAUUAUUUGUUCAAAGUUCUGCUUAUUGGAGAUUCGGGAGUAGGGAAAACAUGCAUUCUGUGUAGAUUUGCCAACAACGAAUUCAACAGAUCGCACAUAUCGACGAUCGGAAUCGAUUUUAAGAUGAAGACAAUCAUUGUGGAAGGGAAGAGAAUCCGGAUUCAGAUGUGGGAUACAGCUGGUCAAGAAAGAUAUGAGACAAUCACCACACAGUACUACAGACGAGCACAUGGAAUAAUUUUAGUAUAUGAUAUCACAAGGCAGGAAACAUUUAAUAACAUUCGAAAAUGGCUUAGAUAUGUCGAUGAGCAUGCUAACAACAAUGUUCAAAGAUUGUUACUGGCAAACAAAUGUGAUGCUGAAGAUGAGAGAAGAGUGUGGAAAGAUCAAGGAGCCAGGCUUGCUGCUGAGAAAAACAUCAAAUUCUAUGAAACAAGUGCCCAGUCAAACAUAAAUAUAGAUGAGGCCUUUACAGAAAUAUGUCGGCAAAUUUUACAAACAAUGAGUGAGAAUAACCAGAAUGGAAGUACGCUGUCAGCAACUGGCGAAAUUGGAUCAAAUGCUGUUCUUCUAGACACAAAGAAUGAAGUACUUCCACGGAGUUCUUGUUGCUAUUAAGCAUUAAAUUGAACCAGAAAUAAUUUAAUUAUAAAGCUUUUAGAAGAAAGAGCCUAUACUCCAGGCAUUGGUAUCUACCCAAUGCUUAGUUUAUUUCCUAGUCUUGCAAGGGACUGCAGAAACAAUAUUCUCAACCAAGUUCACCCAUGAGGUCACUAAUGCAUGGUCAGUGGCAACAGUCACAUGUACAGAAUUUUGAAAUCCCUGAGGGAUUUUUGAUGUUGCAUUUGACAACAGAAUUCCCUAAUUUGGGAGACGUAUGUAUGUAUGGCUUGGUGGUUGCUCUAGAUACUGAAAUGUAAAGCCAGAUUCCAAACUCAAACUAGAUAAUUAUCUCAUUCUUUGGAUGCAUUGCGGACCUAUUUUAGAAGCUUUGCACGCAUUGAUGCUAAAGUACUUAAGCUUGCCGAUGUGAAGAUGAAGCUGAGAAACUGCAAAAUUAAAUAGGCAAGUUUUCCUGUAAAAGGUCUUUAACAUUACUACGUUAAGUUGUAAAGAUUUUAUUUAACUUAUUUUGUUUUUGUUUUUAAAGAGAAAAUUCACUGAUAGGUUGGAAAUUGAAUGAAUACUUCAAAAUCGCAUUUGUAAAGGUUAGAUAAUGUAACGAGGUAUCUGAGAUGCUUGAAGAUCUUUGUAGCUACACUACAUGAACGAAUCGGUAAUAUUUCAGAGAAAUCAAUAAAACAUAUGUCGACAGUACCAUCCAAAAAUGAUUACCUUAUAAUAAUUAUUGUAGGAAAUUUUUGCAAUGCAUAUUUAUUUGUUUUAUUUUGUUUUGGUUUUGGUUUGGUUUUUACAGUGAUAUAUGUUUGUGAAGUAGACUUGCCUAAGUUAUUGAAAUUUCACAGCAUAAUUUUCAAAUCAUUAAAAAUAUAAUUACUAUUUUAAUACAGUUUACCCCUGCCAAAGGGAAUGUUUGAAAAGCAUAUCCAAAAAAAAUGAUUAAGUUCCACUUCGUUAAGAAUUCAGGAUAUCCGUUUAUCAGACAACAAGGUUCAACUGUAAAUAAAAUGCUGUUAUGCCUUGCAUGAAAAUGUUCUAUGGUGAGGUUCAUACAAUACAGAUAUUUUAAAUCUUUUUUCUGUAUAUUUAUCCUAAAACUUACUCUGUAACACAAGUUUGUUGCUGUAAGAGAAUUCCUCCGAUCGGUAACAGUGAAGUGAAAAGAAACCUAUUUUGAACAUGAAUAUGAUUUAAUGUUAGAUGAUUUAAUUUAAAGUUAGGGAAUGAAUCUAUCGAUAUGCACAAAAUGGUUAUAGAAUCUGCCCCCUUCCCCUCAUCCUCUCCUUUUUGCAGGUAUUAUUUGUCUGAAGAAGGGAGGAAAGUGAACCGGUGCACCCGCAUUGAUCUACAAUUUGUAUCAUAGUAAUAUAGCAGCUAUUUUAGGAAACUUUCCGGAAUCUCUAUCUUUGUAAUGAAAGAAUUUAUGAAUUAAAAACUACAGCUUUAAUACCUUA